AUGGACCUUGGCGGAGUGGAGCUCUCUCCCUCCAUGGCGCACACUGAUCAAGAGACAGGAACAGUCCAGGCCUCUUCGGAGAGAUCCUACGUAUCCACCUUGCUCGAUACCUACUACACCGAAGUUGACAAGGCCAUCGCCCAAGACAUCAAGUCCAACCCUUACGGCAACAUCCAAACAGACCUCAUGCGCGAUCUACACCAUCUCGCCCUGGAUAUCAUGGGCGAAUCCUCGUUUGGCAAGGGCUUCGGCCAGAUUGACAAGAUUUUCAAUCCGAGCAAGAUGUUGUCGGGUAGGGAUAGGCGGUGGAGUAGGAUUCCCAAUGCGGUUUUUGACGGGCAGGCGAGGAGGUAUGGGUUGGUCUUUCUGAAGAGGUUUUUUAGGCGAGUGGGGUUUGAGUGGGAGGUUGAUUGGCCCGCGGAGAUGACCACUGCCAUUUGCGAACUCGUUGAUGAACGCGCUGCAGCAGAAGGAGCAGCGAAGAACGAGGAACGUAUCGAUGUCUUACAGCAUAUGUUGGAUGAGGGUGUGCGACCAGAUACAGGAGAGCGAACAAUGGGAUGCCUCUUCGUCGAACUCGCGCGAACCUUCGGCGCCCUCGGCAAGCUCCUCGCCUCCCUUCCGCCUCUUUCCCCCUCUUCUCCUAUCCUCGACUCCAAAACUGUGGGAACAGAUCCAUAA
Alternaria atra is the source of this 681-nucleotide messenger RNA. RefSeq lists its product as uncharacterized. The transcript is spliced from 3 exons. The coding region runs from base 1 to 681 and encodes 226 amino acids. NCBI's taxonomy places the organism in Eukaryota, Fungi, Ascomycota, Dothideomycetes, Pleosporales, Pleosporaceae. Gene Ontology annotation, molecular function: monooxygenase activity; heme binding; oxidoreductase activity, acting on paired donors, with incorporation or reduction of molecular oxygen. The record is from RefSeq and is a predicted model, not a curated record.